AUGAGUGAACUACCAAAAUAUUCGUUGAAAGAAGUGGCAAAACAGGAUGGAAAAGAAGAAGCAAGAGUCUGGAUCGUGAUUCACGAUAUGGUGUACGACGUGACCAAUUACAGGCACGAGCAUCCUGGCGGAGCAGAGUUAGUGGACGAGUAUGCAGGACAAGAUGCGACACGCGGAUUCGAUGAAUUUGGACAUUCCUCAGACGCAAAACGUAUGUUGAAGAAGUUCCUUAUUGGUGAAUUAGCGGAGUUGUAAUUGGAUAUUGAAAUAUCUUUUGUAUAUAAAUGUCGACAAUAAUGCAGCGUUUUAUUUGCAGAUUUUUAUCAAUAUUAUGUUUCAAGUGUGCAACUUGACACCCGGGGAAAUAGUUGGAUAA
Molecule: messenger RNA, 376 nt
Organism: Heterotrigona itama
Lineage: Eukaryota; Metazoa; Arthropoda; Insecta; Hymenoptera; Apidae
Source: the annotation of a GenBank genome assembly